This is a messenger RNA of Argentina anserina (silverweed cinquefoil), 1812 nucleotides long. Its product is annotated as alpha-glucan water dikinase 2-like. NCBI's taxonomy places the organism in Eukaryota, Viridiplantae, Streptophyta, Magnoliopsida, Rosales, Rosaceae. The record is from RefSeq and is a predicted model, not a curated record.
AUGGCGACCUCCUCUUCUCCCCAGGCUCCCGUACCUCCUCGCCUCCAUCGCUUCGAGCUCGUCCAAGGCAUGCAGCUUCAGGUAACACCGAAACUCAAGUCCUUUUAUUUAAUCAAUCAAUUAGUGGAUUUAAUGGAUUGAUUUUGUGGGGGUGUGUGGAUUCUUGUAGAUAAAUGUCACUGGGUCUUGUAAAGGACGAAUGUUAAGCUUGAAUUUCAGCUCGGCUCAUUGCAGACUCCCUUCACCAAGAAAGGAGAACUGUAUUUGUUAACCAUUGAGUUGCGGGAUCCCAAUAUACAUGCUGUUGAGUUUGUUCUAAAAGACGGAAGUCGCGAUAGAUGGUUGAAACUAAAUCAUGGAAAUUUUCGAAUUAAAAUUCCUGAUGAUCCAGCUUCUUUAAUGCCUCAUGUACCGAAAGAGAUGAUUGAACGCAAAUCAUAUUUAGUUUGGGAAAGCAAAGGCAGGCCCAUGAGCUCACCUCAACAACAAAAGCAAGACUAUGAGGAUGCUUUGAUAGAGAUACAAAAUCAUCUAUCAAGAGGAAUUUCGUUGAAUGAGUUGCAAAGUAGUUUCUUGACUUCCAGUACCAAGAGAAUGGUUGAUAACAUAGAACAACCAAGGAGGGAAAUGACAUACUCUUUCAAACGGAAACAUAAUGUUGAGCAGUGGUUGCAAACACAUACAACAGGACCUGCAAAAAGCACAUUGUUAGGUUCAGGUCUUAUGAAUCUUGUUGGCAACUCUAUGGGAGGGAUCUCUUGGAGAAGUUAUCAUGUUGGCAACUAUGAAGUAGUGGUCCUUUUGAAAAUGGUUAGGAUGGAGUAUCACAUCUUGGUGGCUACAAACAUUAGAGGUGCUACAGUGCUUCACUGGGGUGUCUCAAAAGUAUCCCUUGGGGAAUGGUUGGUGAGUCCCUCCACCUGAGAUUUACCUGAAAAAUCAAAUGUCGUUCCGGGAGCAUGCCAGACUUAUUUCAAUGAAAUGUCAAUUGGUAACGGGGCCUUUCAGGUUGUAGAUAUCAAUUUUCAACAAAGCAAUUUCAUUGGUAUCCAAUUUGUGAUAUCGUCUAGUGGGUCUUCAUGGAUAAAAGAUAAUGGCGCCAACUUCUAUGUAGCUAUACCACCCAUGAUUUCAAGUGGAAAGGUAGAUGAUGCUGGGGGAGGUAUUGACAAAUGUUUACUUGAUGAAAUCUCUCGUAGAGAGAAAGAGGCUGAAAGAUCAUUAAUGCACAGGUUCAACAUUGCUACGGAGCUCACAGAACACUUCAAAAGUGAAGGUGAAUUAGGGCUCAUUGGCAUGUUGGUAUGGUUGAGGUUCAUGUCAUGCAAGCAUCUCACUGUGAAACCUCGUGAAAUUUGUGAAGCUCAAGAUAGGUUUACCAGUCUAUUACAGAGAAUAUUUUUAAACCAGCCAAAUGAUCGGGAUAUAGUGAGACUUCUAAUGGCACAUGUUGUGCGGGGUCAGGGAGAUGUCGGGCAGAAGAUUCGUGAUGAAAUUCUCGUAAUUCAGAGGAACAAUGACUGCAAGACUGGCAUGAUGGAGGAAUGGCACCAAAAGUUGCACAAUAAUAGUAGCCCAGAUGAUGUUGUAAUUUGUGAGGCACUCUUACAUUACAUCAAAUCUGGUUUUAGAAUUGAUGUAUAUUGGAAAACAUUGAUUGCAAAUGGUCUCACCAAGGAGAAGCUUGCAAGUUAUGACCGCCCCAUUGUUUCAGAGCCUCAUUUCAGGGCUGAUACUAAGGAGGGUCUAGUCCACGACCUGACAGCAUACUUGAAGACAUUAAAGGUACAGAAAGCAAUUAUUGUUUACUGA